This is a messenger RNA of Papaver somniferum (opium poppy), 3651 nucleotides long. RefSeq lists its product as uncharacterized. The record is from RefSeq and is a predicted model, not a curated record. Bases 1 to 3651 code for a protein of 1216 amino acids. Lineage: Eukaryota; Viridiplantae; Streptophyta; Magnoliopsida; Ranunculales; Papaveraceae. The transcript is spliced from 7 exons. Gene Ontology annotation, molecular function: nucleic acid binding; RNA-DNA hybrid ribonuclease activity.
AUGGAAUCUGAGAAGAAUGAUCAAGUUUCUGAUUUAGCAACAAGAUUUAAGAAAGCCGGUCUUGAGAUUGACAAUGAAGAAGAAACAGAAAAUCCCUUACCUGAAGAUGCAACACUAACAGAAGUUGAAGGAGAAUGGGACCAUUGUCUCAUUGGUAUGAUCAUUAUGGAAGGAAAAAUAGGAUACAAAGUUGUGCAGAAACAUGUAAAGUUUACAUGGUCUCAUAUCCCUGAAGGUGAAGUGAAAGUAGUGGAAAUUGAAGAUAACAUUAUGUGUUUUUGGCUGCAACUCAAAAAACUCUUACCUGAGUACAUGAAUCCUAUAUCAGUAACAAAGAUAGGAAAACUGAUGGGAGAGGUUAUUGAUAUUGAACCCAAGGAUGCUAUUCCAUUAGAUAAAGAUGGUGUUAAAAAAUGUGACUGGGAAGAAAAAGUCUGGAGAAGAAGACUCAGCUACAAAUAUCCUUAUCAUGCAGAAACAAAGGACUCCCCUUUUGUCCCUCCAAAAGAUGGAAUCAUGAUUAGACUUGUGGUUAACAUUUCAACACAAGAUAAAGAAGACAACAACUCAGCAAGAUUAGGCAAAAGACUUAGGAUCUCAGAUACUCAAGACCCUAAGGAAAAUAUGACAACCAAUGUCCUUCUUACCUCUCAUCCUCCUGCUCAUGAUGGUAAACCAAUGGAAACACCAGCUACAGACAGAGUCACACGCAAAGAGAAGCAACCUAAGAACACUUUAGGGGUGAACAAGAUCACCAAUAUUGAAACUCAAUUAUUUGUUCUUACCAUUAGGGGUACUAAUCAUAAUACUAGAAGGAUAGAAGAGUUAACUACUGAGUUAAAACAUUGGUAUGACAUAGAAUCUGAAUUCUGGAGACAAAAAGGCAAAGAUGAUGCUCUUCUUUUGGAUGACAGAAACACUGCUUACUUUCACCAAAAGGCCAAUUUUAGAAAGAAAAGAACCCAGAUAGAAUGUUUGAAAUCUGAUCUUGGAAUUUGGCUAGAUGAGAGGCAUGAUAUUGAAAAUGAACUUGUAAGACACUUUAGUAACAUGAGAAAAACUUCUAACCCUCCUAGAUCAUAUGAUUAUCCCAACAAUAUGGAUGUUAAAAUUAGUGAUACUGAUAAUGCCAUGUUGAUUGCUAUCCCCAAUGCUGAUGAGGUUAGAAAAAUUGUCUUUGAUAUGAAACCUUGGACCACUCCAAGUCCUGAUGGUUUCCCACCUGGUUUUUAUCAACUAAUGUGGGAAACUGUAGGCAAUGAUGUAGUAAAAAUGGUUCAGGAUUUCUUCCACUCUCAUCACCUGCUAAAACAAUUGAACCAUAAUUUUACUACUCUUAUUCCUAAAAACAAUUGUCCUAAAAGUGCAGUGGAUUUCAGACCAAUAAGUAUGUGUAAUGUGUCUUAUAAGAUCAUCUCAAAAUUGUUUGCUUCUAGGCUUAAAUGUGUGCUGCAUAAGAUAAUAUCUCCUGCUCAAACUGCUUUUUUGUCUGACAUGUCAAAAGCUUUUGACAGAGUAGAAUGGUUUUUUCUUAUUGAUAAUCUUAAGAAGCUUGGUUUCUCAAAUGAAUGGUGCAACAUGAUAGAACAAUGUGUUACUAUUAUCUCCACAUCUAUCAUUCUCAAUGGAGCUCCAGGUGAUGUUUAUUUACCUCAAAGAGGGCUCAGGCAGGGUGAUCCUCUAUCACCCUACUUAUUCAUUCUUUAUGACUGCCUCAUUUUCAUAAAAGCUAGGAAUAAAGAUGCUAGGAAUCUGUCUACUUUGAUAGAACAAUUCAGCAAAUUCUCAGGGAAGGCAGUAAACUUUGAUAAAUCAGCUUUAACUUUUAGCAGUAAGGUCCCAACCUCAGUCAAGAAUGACAUAGCAAACAUACUCAGAAUUAAGAGAAUGUCACUUAAUGAAAAAAGCAUAGGUGUACCUUUACUUCUUCAAAAAAGAAAAUAUGAUUCCUUUGUUCAUCUGUUAGACAGCUUUAAAGGUAGACUUGAUAUUUGGCGAGCCAUCUUCUUAGCUGCUCCAGGAAAAACUGUCAUGACUCGAUCUGUUUUAGGAAGUCUUGCUAGCCACCACUUAGUUGUCUUUCCUAUGCCUAAAGAACUCACUGAAAAAAUGGAUAAGAUACAGAUGAACCUCUGGUGGGGGAAAAAGGAAAACCAAAAAGGAUAUUAUCCUAAGGGAUGGGAUGACAUUGCUCUCCCUAAGAAUUUAGGAGGUCUUAACAUAAGGAAAACAUACUUGACAAACUCAGCCUUACUUGCUAAACUUGCUUGGAAGAUGAUUAACAAUCCUGAGGAACCUUGGCCAGAAAUCUUCAGAGAAAAAUAUUUUUAUGGUGCUAAUCCUUUGACUAGCAGUAUUUGCAAGCAGGACAGCUGGAUUUGGCAAGGGAUCUGCACAGGUUUGAAUAUUGUAAAAAGAUACUAUGUUUGGGAGAUUGGUGAUGGAAAGUCUGUAAAUAUUUUAAAAGACACUUGGAUUCCAAAUAUGCACAGACCUCCCAAUAACCAUUUCUACUCAAGUAAUAUGUCCACUGUUAGCCAACUUAUUGGUAAUGAUAGUAAAAAUUGGAAUACUGACUGCCUAAAUGCUUUGUUUGAUGAACAAACUGUUAAAGAAAUUACUAACAUCAUAAUUCCAAUUACAGGAAGUGAUAAACUUAGAUGGGAGCCUUCCAGCAAUAGAAAUUUCACCAUCAAGUCUUCCUACAAUGUUCUUUUGAAUGAACAGAUAGCUUCUAAGCCUACAAAAAACAACUUAUUUUUAAUUGGAAAUCAUUCUGGAAACACAAAUUGCCUCCUAGGGUUCAGCAUUUUAUGUGGAAAUUUUUACAUAAGUGUAUAUCAACUAAAUCUAGGCUUUCUAGGUUUACUAGACAUCAUGAUAACACUUGUUCUCUAUGCAAUGAAUAAGGACUUGUAUCAAUGGGUUAGAAAUUUCUUUUCUUGUUCAGUCACUACUGUGCAACAUGAUUUUAAGAUGUAUGAGGAAGUUAGUUUUAUCUUAUGGACAAUCUGGAAGGCUAGACGCGCAAAUUUUUUUGAUAAUAAAUCUUUCAGCAGUAAUGAACUGUGUAGCAGCAUUAUUCUGCAGAUCAAUGAUUGGAUCAGAAUUGGAGAUAGUCAAUCUGAUAACAUUACUGUAUCCAAUGGGAUCAGUAAAAUAUGGAAUCCUUCAGCAAAUGAUGUCUAUAAAAUAAAUUUUGAUGCUUCACAUAUAAAUAAAAAUGUAUUGUCAUGCUGGGGUCUAAUUUGUAGAGAUUUUGCAGGCAUCAGCUAUGGAUUGCGAGGAGGUGCAUCUCUAGCUGUAGAUCCGGAGCAAGAUGAAGCACAAUCACUGCUGGAAGCGGUUCAAUGGGCGCAAAGGAAUGGUUGGAGGAAGAUACAUCUGGAGGGUGACUGCUCAAAUGUGAUAUUAGCUAUUAAUGAAAAGACAACAACAAUAAAAUGGACAACACAAAAUCUAGUCCAAGAUUCUCUUAAUAUUCUUAGCUCUUUUGAGUUUUGGGUUUGCACCUAUGCACACAGAGAUGCAAAUCACAUAGCAGAUUCUCUAGAAAAAUAUGCAAGAACUCAGUCUAUUUGCUUUAGUUGGUUAAAUAAUGAGCCUUCUUGGAUUAAAACAUUGAUCCAGCAUGAUCAAAACUCUAUGUAA